Messenger RNA from Rodentolepis nana, 468 nucleotides. The record is from the annotation of a GenBank genome assembly. NCBI's taxonomy places the organism in Eukaryota, Metazoa, Platyhelminthes, Cestoda, Cyclophyllidea, Hymenolepididae.
AUGGCGGUAUUGUACGGCGGGGGGUGGGGCGUCCCAUUUCCACCAAACUUCCUGAAGAUAGCGAAGGAGAUUCUAAAGCGUCUCUUCCGCGUCUACGCCCACAUCUACAAUCUCCAUUUUCGAGAGGUACAACUUCUUGACGAGGCCACUCAUCUCAACACAUCUUUCAAGCAUUUCGUAUACUUUGUACUUCUGUCUUUGCAGUUUACCCAUUCAAUGGUUCAUAUCCCUAGUUCAAAAAGCUCUGUUGCUUGUUCCGUUCCGAAGGAAUUCGAUCUGGUUCCACCAAUUGAACUAGAAGCCCUACAACUUGUGAUUGACGCUCUGACAGCACCAAAACCUGAACGACCUCAUGCUAGUGGAAGCAGUCACCAUCAAUCCAGUGGUGGCGGUAAAAAUCAACCACCCAAUGGUGUUAUCCAGUCCGAACCUCUCCCUCCCUCCCCAUCAUCUGCCAAUCGAAAUUGA